GGAGAUCAUGCCGCCCCCGGGAAGGAAGGUUGCACGGGGGCGGACCCAAAAGCGUAUAUCCGGAGCUGGAGGUAGUGAGAAGCUCAAGAAGAGCCGGCGGCCUACAGAGCCACCGAAGCUAGGCUGGGCCUUGAGUGAAGAGGGGCUGGCUGCCUUGCUCCCCAUAGACCGCCGCCGCCACCUGCUCUUCGGCGACCUGCUGGACGAUGCAGGCGGGACUGCUUCCAUUUUCCCACAUGACUCGGUGGAGAUACCCUACCGCAUGCCCGACCCGCGCUCCUGGAUACCUGCGUUCCAGCUACCAGCUGACCGGCAGGAUCGGCUUCUGGGCGUCCUCAAGGCCGCCGAGGCCCGCAGCCGAGUCCGCGCUCUGCGGCUGCGCUACACCCGAAUGCGGGCAGAGGAAAUCGCCAUCCUGGUCCAGAGGCAGGGUUCUGCGCGCGAAGCCAUCCGGCUGGAGCUGUUCCUGCCACCCUAUCUGAAGCCCACGAAGAUUCCGGAUCCUCUGGACCGACAAGAGCGGAGGCGUGUUGAGACAAUCCUGGAAGAAGAGGUGGAUGGUAACAUCUUCCCGCGAUGACCCAGACCUUGGCCUACAGGGAUCCCGGGUUACAGCGGCUUCCCACCCUCCCACAUAAAGUUCUCUACAGAGAGUCCUCGGGUCUUUCCCCUUUUCCCUCUGAGCUCUCACGGGGGAGGGCAAUGCUGUCUCUCCUGUAGCCACAUUGACAGACUUCGGGACUCUCCGAAGUAAGGAGAUGUCGGUGGGUGGACACUCCUAUCUUCCAACCGCCUGCCCCCAUCAGGCAACCGGUGCCCUUCAGGGCCAUAGAGAUGGAAGGCUACUAGUGCGGAAAAGGAUAGGGACAAGUCUGCCUAGACACCAGCAUCUCCAGAAAU
Meriones unguiculatus (Mongolian gerbil) is the source of this 900-nucleotide messenger RNA. It is a transcript of the gene Lkaaear1, whose product is annotated as LKAAEAR motif containing 1. The record is from RefSeq and is a predicted model, not a curated record. Lineage: Eukaryota; Metazoa; Chordata; Mammalia; Rodentia; Muridae. Bases 8 to 580 code for a protein of 190 amino acids. The transcript has 3 exons.